AUGGCAGCAGCCAGCAUCUCUCACUUUGAAGCACUGGAGGAUUAUUCUCUCUACAGUAACAUGAGUGAUGACGAGUUGCUGCAGCUCGCCAUCGAGCGCAGUCUGACUGACACGCCAUGCAACACCUCCAAUACCAUCACCUCUGGUACUGCCAACACACCUCCUUCCCAACCUGACAGAAGCAGCCUGAACCCUGAAGCAAGAAACACUCAUCUAUCAAGGCACAGCUCCCACAAUCCACCUGCAGACUACAGCUCCCACAAUCCACCUGCAGACUACAGCUCCCACAAUCCACCUGCAGACUACAGCUUCCACAAUGCACCUCCAGGCCAGACCACUGCACAUGCACACUACAGUUCUCCAAAUCCUCCGGAUCCGGAGGAGGAGCCUUUGUUCAAAGCCAUCCGUGUUGGUGAUGUGAGCAGAGUGGAAGCGUUGGCGAUGCGUCUGGGAACAAACCUGAUGCUGCAGAAUGAACCGGGCUGGCUCGCAAUCCACCAGGCGGCGUGGUUUGGUCAGGACACAUGUCUGCAAGUGCUGCUGUCAGCUCAGCCUGGGAUGAUCAACAAGAGAACGGAGCGCGGUGAGUCGGCGCUGCUGGUCGCUGUCAGCAAAGACCAGCUGCGAUGUGUUCAGGUGCUGCUGGAAAAGGGAGUGGACCCAAACAUCCCGAACUUUGACAAAGAGACUCCUCUUUACAGAGCCUGUGAGAGGAGCAUCCCUGCGAUGGUGGCGGUGUUGUUGAACUACGGUGUGGCGGUGAACACUCACUGUAUUUGGGGUUGCACAGCGCUGCACGAAGCCGCAUGUCGAAACAACCUGGAGAUCUGUGAGAUGCUGCUCAAGGCUGGAGCCAAACACAAGCUCUCCAACAUGUACGGCAUCUCACCACUGUUCACUGCAGCUCAGAGUGGGCAACUCGCCAUCCUGCGCCUCCUCCUCCAACACGGUGCAGACAUUAAUGCUCAGGCUGCUGAUGGAGCAACAGCUCUGUAUGAAGCUGCUAAAAAUGGACAUGAAGAAAUUGUGGAGCUCCUCCUCUCUCAGAACGCUGACGCCAACAAAUGUGGAAAGACCGGGUUAUUACCGCUCCAUGUCGCUGCUCAGAGAGGAAGUGACAUCAUCGUCUCCAAGUUGAUCUCGCCAACCAGUAAGUCCAGAGUCCGGCAGACUGGCAUUAGCCCGCUCCACCUGGCCACUGAGCGUAACCGUGAAGACGUCCUGGAGGUUCUGAUCAAAGCGGGCUUCGAUGUCAAUGCUCAGCUGUCAGAAGAACGAUUGAGGCUGUACCAGGACCGCCGCAGCACGGCACUCUACUUCUCCGUCAUCAACAACAACAUCAACGCAGUGCACAUGUUGCUGGAGGCUGGUGCCGACCCAAACCUUGAUGUGUUCAGGCCGCUGUUGGUGGCGGCGAGACAGGGCUGCAUCCAGACCGUCACUCUGCUGGUGGAGCACGGAGCUGACAUCAACGCCUCCAUCCCUACACACCCCACCACUUUCCCCGCCGUCUACCUGUUCUCCAUGAAGUACCUGCCUAUGUUCAAGUACCUGCUGGACCACGGAGGUCACGCCCUGUCAUGCUUCAACUGUGUCAAUGGUAACGGACCACAUCCACCAAUCAAAACCACGCUGUCAGAGAGGGACCUCCACGAAACUGACCGAGUUACCCAGCAAAAGGGCGGCGUUCAGUUCUGUGAGAUGAUUUCAGCACCUAGUAUCUGUCGAUGGGCGGGGCCGAUCAUUGACGUCCUGUUGGACUACGUUGGACAUGUGACUCUCUGCUCCAGAAUGAUGGAACACCUGGACAGUUACACUGGCUGGAGCGUCAUAAAGGACAAAGCAGCCCCUCCGCGCCCACUGCUGCAGCUCUGCAGGCUGCAGGUUCUGCAACUGGUUGGACGCCGCCGGUUGAAGAAGUUGCCGCUGCCUGGUGGUCUGAUCCGCUUCCUGCAGCACCAGGAAGGAUCUAUGGAGGACUUCUGAAAGGACAUUUGAUGUGUUUACACUUCAUCUGGUUUACUAAAAGGAGGGUAUUGCUAUUAUUUAUUAGU
Molecule: messenger RNA, 2054 nt
Organism: Cyclopterus lumpus (lumpfish)
Lineage: Eukaryota; Metazoa; Chordata; Actinopteri; Perciformes; Cyclopteridae
Product: ankyrin repeat and SOCS box protein 2-like
Exons: 8
Coding region: 1-1986 (661 amino acids)
Biological process (GO): intracellular signal transduction
Molecular function (GO): protein binding
Source: RefSeq, a predicted model, not a curated record